Messenger RNA from Saimiri boliviensis boliviensis (Bolivian squirrel monkey), 3421 nucleotides. It is a transcript of the gene ANPEP, whose product is annotated as alanyl aminopeptidase, membrane. NCBI's taxonomy places the organism in Eukaryota, Metazoa, Chordata, Mammalia, Primates, Cebidae. Gene Ontology annotation, biological process: proteolysis; peptide catabolic process. The record is from RefSeq and is a predicted model, not a curated record. Gene Ontology annotation, cellular component: cytoplasm; plasma membrane. Gene Ontology annotation, molecular function: zinc ion binding; metalloaminopeptidase activity; peptide binding.
UAUCUGCCUGCUGUGGGGCUCCUCCCCGUUGGGAAUAUAAGCCCAGCCCGGGGCUGCUCCGUUCUCUGCCUGGCCUGAGGCUGCCUGAGCCGCCUCCCCACCUUCACCAUGGCCAAGGGCUUCUACAUUUCCAAGUCCCUGGGUAUCGGGGGAAUCAUCCUGGGCGUGGCAGCCCUGUGCACCAUCAUCGCACUGUCGGUGGUGUAUGCCCAGGAGAAGAACAAGAACGCCGAGAGCUCCCUCGGGGCUGCCACCACCACUACAUCCGCCUCAGGCACCACCACCACUACAUCCGCCUCAGGCGCCACCACCACAUCCACCUCAGCCACCACCUUGGACCAAAGCAAACCGUGGAACCGUUACCGCCUCCCCAACACACUGAAACCCGAUUCCUACCAGGUGACGCUGCAACCCUUCCUCACCCCCAAUGACCAGGGCCUGUAUGUCUUCAAUGGCUCUAGCACCGUCCGUUUCACCUGCGUGGUAGCCACCGACGUCAUCAUCAUCCACAGCAAGAAGCUCAACUACACUCUCUUCGAGGGGCACCGGGUGGUCCUGCGUGGUGUGGGAGGCUCCCAAGCCCCCGACAUCGAGAGGACCGAGCUGGUGGAGCCCACCGAGUACCUGGUGGUCCACCUCAAGAGCUCCCUGGUGAAGGACAGCCAGUAUGAGAUGAGCAGCACGUUCGUGGGGGAGCUGGCUGAUGACCUGGCAGGCUUCUACCGAAGCGAGUACAUGGAUGGCAAUGUCAAAAAGGUGGUGGCCACGACGCAGAUGCAGGCCGCGGACGCCAGGAAGUCCUUCCCAUGCUUUGAUGAGCCAGCCAUGAAGGCUGAGUUCAACAUCACACUCAUCCACCCCAGUAACCUCACGGCUCUGUCCAACAUGCUUCCUAAAGGUCCCAGCAUCCCACUUCCAGAAGACCUCAACUGGGUGGUCACCGAGUUCUACCCCACACCCAAGAUGUCCACGUACCUGCUGGCCUUUAUCAUCAGCGAGUUCACCUACGUGGAUAAGCAGGCCUCCAACGGCGUCUUGAUCCGGAUCUGGGCCCGGCCCAGUGCCAUUUUGGCAGGCCACGGCGAUUAUGCCCUCAACGUGACAGGCCCCAUCCUUAACUUCUUUGCCAGUCAUUACAACACAUCCUACCCACUCCCAAAAUCAGACCAGAUCGGCCUGCCUGACUUCAAUGCUGGCGCCAUGGAGAACUGGGGGCUGGUGACCUACCGGGAGAACUCCCUGCUGUUCGACCCCCUGUCCUCCUCCAGCAGCAACAAGGAGCGGGUGGUCACUGUGAUCGCUCACGAGCUGGCCCACCAGUGGUUCGGGAACCUGGUGACCGUGGAGUGGUGGAAUGACCUGUGGCUGAAUGAGGGCUUUGCCUCCUACGUGGAGUACCUGGGAGCUGACUAUGCAGAGCCCAGCUGGAACCUGAAAGAUCUCAUGGUGCUGAACGACGUGUAUCGCGUGAUGGCCGUGGAUGCCCUGGUCUCCUCCCACCCGCUGUCCACUCCCGCCUCGGAGGUCAGCACGCCGGCUCAGAUCAGCGAGCAGUUUGACUCCAUCGCCUACAGCAAGGGCGCCGCAGUCCUCAGGAUGCUCUCCAGCUUCCUGUCCGAGGAUGUGUUCAAGCAGGGGCUGGCGUCCUAUCUGCACACCUUUGCCUACAGUAACACCAUCUACCGGGACCUGUGGGAUCACCUGCAGGAGGCUGUGAACAACCGGUCCGUCCAGCUCCCCACCAACGUGAGCAGCAUCAUGGACCGCUGGACUCUGCAGAUGGGCUUCCCACUCAUCACGGUGAACACCGGCACCGGGGCCAUUUCCCAGGAGCACUUCCUCCUUGACCCGGAUUCCACCGUCACCCGCCCCUCGGAUUUCAACUACCAGUGGAUUGUGCCCAUCACGUCCAUCCGAAAUGGCACACAGCAGGCGGACUACUGGCUGACGGAGGCACAAGAAAACAACGGGCUCUUCAGAACGUCAGGUGAUGAGUGGGUCCUGCUGAACCUUAACGUGACGGGCUAUUACCGGGUGAACUACGACGAGGACAACUGGAGGAAGAUUCAGACUCAGCUGCAGACAGACCGGUCGGUCAUCCCUGUCAUCAAUCGGGCGCAGAUCAUCAAUGACGCCUUCAACCUGGCCAGUGCUCAUAAGGUCCCUGUCACUCUGGCACUGAACAACACCCUCUUCCUGAUCGAUGAGACAGAGUACAUGCCCUGGGAGGCCGCCCUGAGCAGCCUGAGCUACUUCAAGCUCAUGUUCGACCGCUCUGAGGUCUACGGGCCCAUGAAGAACUACCUGAAGAAGCAGGUCACACCCCUCUUCUUUCACUUCAGAAAUACCACCAACAACUGGACUGUGAUCCCAGAAAACCUGAUGGACCAGUACAGCGAGAUUAAUGCCAUCAGCACCGCCUGCACCAACGGACUUCUGGAGUGCGAGCAGAUGGUCUCUGACCUUUUCAAGCAGUGGAUGGCGAACACCAGUAAUAACCCGAUCCACCCCAACCUGAGGUCCACCGUCUACUGCAAUGCCAUCGCCCAGGGCGGCGAGGAGGAGUGGAACUUCGCCUGGGAGCAGUUCCGGAGCGCCACGCUGGUCAAUGAGGCCGACAAGCUCCGGGCAGCUCUGGCCUGCAGCAACCAGGUGUGGAUCCUGAACAGGUACCUGAGCUACACCCUGAACCCUGACUUAAUCCGGAAGCAGGACGCCACCUCCACCAUCAUCAGCAUUGCCAACAAUGUCGUUGGGCAAACUCUGGUCUGGGACUUUGUCCAGAGCAACUGGAAGAAGCUCUUUAAUGAUUACGGUGGUGGCUCGUUCUCCUUCUCCAACCUCAUCCAGGGAGUGACGCGACGCUUCUCCACCGAGUAUGAGCUGCAGCAGUUGGAGCAGUUCAAGAAGAACAACGAGGACACAGGCUUCGGCUCAGGCACCCGGGCGCUGGAGCAGGCCCUGGAGAAGACGAGAGCCAACAUCAAGUGGGUGAAGGAGAACAAGGAGGUGGUGCUCCAGUGGUUCACAGGAAACAGCAAAUAGUCCCCAGACCUCAAAGCUACCUGGCCCCAUGCGUGGGGCUCAUGGUGUCCAGCCCAUGUUCUCUCUGCCUGUGAGCCAGUCUAGUUGCUGAUGACGAGGCUGUCCGAGCACCUCCCAGUCCCUGCCCCUUGUGCCAACCCUGCCCCAGGCCUGGCAUGACGCCUGUCGCCCAGGACCCUGGGGCUGAUCUCAGGGAAGCCCCGCUCCAGGGCCAGAUGAGCAGGAGCUCUUGGUGGACAAUGGACGGCCUGGGGAGGCCGCCCUGUACCCCCUCAAACCUUUCCCAAAAGACCCCAAAUCGGAGGAAUCAACAGGGCAGCAGAUCUUUAUUUUUUUUUUUUCUAAGAGAAAAUGUAAAUAAAGGAUUUCUAGAUGA